AUGAGAGAGGAAGUCCGCACUAAGGGCUUCGCCGCUCGCCUCUACAACUUUUGCAUGGGCAAAUUCAUUGGUACCGCGACAGUGACCAGCACCGCGACGGAGGCAGACGGAGUGGUCGAGCCGGUCUGCGGCGGCGGAGGCGAGGGUGACGGCGAGGCCUCGCGCUGCGCCGUUUGCGCCCACUCCUGUGCGAUUGUCUGCGGCGGUGAGGAGGCCUCGCUGACAACCUCGGCGGCGCAGGCAUGCUCGCCAACACCGCCCGCGGGCAGCCCUUCAGCUGCCCACGUGCUGUCGUCUCUUGACGGCGGUGGUGGGCUCUCCAGCGCCGACGGCGCCGAUGAUGCGGCGCUGCCCCUGCUCGACCCAAAAAGCCGGGCAGUGGAGGGCCUCCGCGCCAUGAUGUCCAACCCUGAAAAGUACGCCGCUCCGCCGGUCACGCUCACGGUCGCCGACGCGGUGCAGAUCUACUGGCUCUUCACGCGCAAGCAUAGGGGUAUCGGGCAGCCGCUGUGCCCCGAGCUCGCGAAGCACGGCCAGCCCGGCUUCUACACCGCCCUCGCCUCGCUCUCCGCGGGCAAGUUUGUGCAUGUGGACGCGCGCGAGUGCCGCUCGCUGCUCGGGGUGCUCACGAGCACAGGAUCGCCGCGCUCCGCCACGGGCCUCCUUCCGCUGGCUAUGGCACUCCGGAGAGCAGCCUUGCUGUCGGCCGAGUACACUGCGCCGCUCCGGUACGACUUUGGCAAGGGCAGAUUCGGAGGGCGCGCCGCGGCGAUGAGCGAGGACGAGGUGGAGGAGGUGGCGCCGCCGCUUCAAAGCUCCGCCGCUGCCGCUGAUACGCUCGAAGGCGGCGACGUGCAGAUCUCCGCUGCAUCAGGCGCCCGUCCGUCGAUAGUCGCCAUGAGAUGCCCUGUCUCACCGAAUGCAGCACUAUGCUGCACAGGCUUGCUGCCCGAGCACCUGCCGCACCAGCGGGCGCUCUGCCCGCUCCACCCCUUCCAUGCAACCGAGAGGCUGGUCGCGGCGCCAGUCGAUGGCAACGAGGCGGCUUGCCCCAACUGCUACUGCCUCAUCUGCGACGCGCGCGUGUCCGAGUGCCGCCACUGGCGGGGCGGCGACCCAGCGCAUUGCAACGCGCACGGCGACAGCGCAUUCUGGCGCCAGAAGCGCGUCAACGCCAAGCGGCAGCGCACGCGGGCGAUGCGGGCAGCGCAAGCGUCGGUCGACCCGCAGCUUGCGCUGCCUUCUCGAUCUGGUCUGAGGAGCGGGCUUGGGUGA
This is a messenger RNA of Emiliania huxleyi CCMP1516, 1275 nucleotides long. RefSeq lists its product as hypothetical. The record is from RefSeq and is a predicted model, not a curated record. Bases 1 to 1275 code for a protein of 424 amino acids. The transcript has 2 exons. NCBI's taxonomy places the organism in Eukaryota, Haptophyta, Isochrysidales, Noelaerhabdaceae.